This is a messenger RNA of Saccoglossus kowalevskii, 1609 nucleotides long. RefSeq names its product E3 ubiquitin-protein ligase KCMF1-like. The record is from RefSeq and is a predicted model, not a curated record. Gene Ontology annotation, molecular function: zinc ion binding. NCBI's taxonomy places the organism in Eukaryota, Metazoa, Hemichordata, Enteropneusta, Harrimaniidae. Gene Ontology annotation, biological process: synaptic signaling. Gene Ontology annotation, cellular component: plasma membrane.
UCCGUGUUUGGUGACGUCAUGGGCAUUGGAAGUACUGUGGGCUCGUAGGGGAGUUUUGUAAACGCUAUGGACGGUCACCCGGAACUACGCUAAACUAUAGGUUUUAUCGUCGCGGGAUCAAGGCAUAACUCUACAUGAUUAAUACGUGUCUUUAUUGUGAGCUGGCGAUUCAUUUUAGCCUGUACCAGGCUCUAUAUAGUAGACUAGAAUGUCCCGACAUGAAGGUGUUAGUUGUGACUCAUGUCUGAAAUCAAAUUUUCGUGGGAAGCGUUACAAGUGUCUGAUUUGUUACGAUUACGAUUUAUGUGCAACAUGCCACGAGAGUGGCGCCACCACUACAAGGCAUACAGCUGAACACCCAGUCCAAUGUAUAUUAACAAGGUCUGAUUUUGGUAAGUUAACCAAGUUGGAUUUACUUCCUGAUUUAUUCUUAUGUCCAUAUGUCUAUCAUUUGUACACUCAGCACAAAUCCAUUGUAUUGCUUGAAUUGUAGGUUUGUCCGGUUUGUGCAGCUUUGCCGGGAGGUGAUCCAAAUCAUGUUACAGAUGACUUUGCUGCUCAUCUAACUUUGGAGCAUAGAGCUCCUAGAGAUCUUGAUGAAACUAGUAAUACAAGACAUGUUAGAAGAAUGUUCCACCCUGGUAGAGGGGUGGGUGUGCCAAGGGCUAGGAGAACCAACAUGCAUUUUAGUGGUGGUUCUGGUCUUUCUAAUCAGAGUUCAACAUCGCCAAGCAGUAGGGAAACGAUGGAUCCAAUAGCAGAAUUAUUAUCACAAUUAUCGGGUGUUCGUCGAUCAGCGGGUCAACCGCAGUCAUCUACUUCAUCACAGCUACAGCAAUUACAGAUGCAGCUACAGUUGGAGAGACAGCAAGCCCAGGCUGCAAGACAUCACAUGGAACGGUUUUCACGGCGACAGGCAGCUUCAGCCACUUUAAUGAACCCUUCAAAUUCCACAAACAGUACAUUAGAUAGUACGCCUAGUUCACAAGCAAAUUCCCAGUUUCUUUUAUCAAGGAUAAAUGAUUCGUCGUUGUCCGAGAGUGACCAGCAGCUCCUGGAAGUGGAGCGGGCUGACCAUAGUUUGUUUCUACAAGAUUUACUCUUAUCUACAUUAGCUGAGGAAGCACAGUUCCAACGUGAACUGGAGGACGAGAAGUCCUUGCAGCCGAAUGAGAACGACGAUGACGAAGGUGCCACAGGAGGUGCAACACCUAGUGAUAUUUUACUGCAUUUAGAUAAUUUAAGUGUUAAAGACAAAGAGCCUCCUCCUUAAUGAAAUGUACUUCUUUCAACUUUAAGAAAUAUAGCUAUCUUUAGAUAUUCUCAUCUCUUAAUUUCUUGUUUUUUGUUGUUUUGAUGUUAUCAUUUUGUUUUCACAAGGCUACGCAUUCAGGAAUUGUUUUGACAGUAAUUGUACAUAGUUGUAACAACAAAUUGUUUUGACAGUAAUUGUACAUACAUUGUAACAAAAAAUUAAAUUGUUUCCAUUUUUUUGUGAAUUUAUCACCUUCUUUAUCUGUAUCUGUGUUGGACCAAAGUAGCAUUAUUUUCUUAUGAGCAAGAAAUUAACACAACUUGUAAAAAUACUGGGUGUAUGUGUACAAGUGUC